Endocarpon pusillum Z07020 is the source of this 1797-nucleotide messenger RNA. RefSeq lists its product as uncharacterized. Gene Ontology annotation, molecular function: phosphatidylserine decarboxylase activity. Gene Ontology annotation, cellular component: mitochondrion. Gene Ontology annotation, biological process: phosphatidylethanolamine biosynthetic process. Lineage: Eukaryota; Fungi; Ascomycota; Eurotiomycetes; Verrucariales; Verrucariaceae. Bases 1 to 1797 code for a protein of 598 amino acids. The transcript is spliced from 2 exons. The record is from RefSeq and is a predicted model, not a curated record.
AUGCUAUGGGCGGUCUCCGCAUUCUUCCAUCUUUUACAUUUUACAUUUUACAUUUUACUAUUUACUUUCACCGCCAGGCAUAUCAACAAGGAGAGCGAUCAUGAGAGAGAGCAGAUUCAAGACAAGGAACAGGCGAGGACAAUGAUCGCCUCAAGAACUGGCCGGUGUUGUCUCCGCCGGCGGAUCACAUCCGGCUUUCCAGAUGCGCCUCUCCCCCCCGGGGCGCAUUUCGACUCCUCCCCCACAGCACCAUUCGUAAGACGCCAGUGUUUACGAUCUCGAACGUUCAAGUCUUCCCGAUGCCUACGAGAGCAGGAGAAAGAGCAGAGCAAUGAAUCAUUUAGGAGACGGCUAGGCAAGGCAUGGCGGGCAACCAAGAUAGUAUGGUAUCCCAUCCCCGUGGGCUUGGGGAUUGGCUUUCUGGGAUUCGCCCAGUUCUGGAGAGUGCGUGCCCGGGAAAGAGAGAGAGAGAAGAAUGCGAUCCUAGCCGCGGAAAGCGAAGGAGGUGACAGUGGAGACGGCAGAGGAAAGAGACCUCGAAAGCGAGAGCGAAUACGACCUUCGGGGCCCUGGCAAGUCCAGGUCAUGUCAACACUGCCACUCAAGGCAGUCUCGAGACUAUGGGGUCGCUUCAACGAAUUAACAAUACCAUACUACCUCCGCGUGCCGGGCUUCAAGCUGUAUGGAUGGAUAUUCGGGGUCAACCUCGACGAGGUGGCCGAGCCCGAUCUCCACGUCUAUACAAAUCUCGCUUCGUUCUUCUACCGCACCCUCAGACCGGGCGUCAGACCCCUCGAUCCCAACCCUAACGCCAUCCUCUCCCCGGCAGACGGCCGAGUCCUCUCUUUUGGCACCAUCGAACAAGGCGAAGUCGAACAAGUCAAAGGCAUGACCUACAGCCUGGACGCACUCCUGGGCAAGACACCGCCCGGCACCUCCCCUAAUCCCUCCUUACCAUCCAACAUCUUCUCCCCGUCCUCCAACUCGGAUCUCGCCCAAUCCAAGCCCACCGACGACCCCACCGCGGACAACGUGAGCGCGGACCAAGAAUUCGCCAACGUCAACGGCAUCUCCUACACCCUCCCCAGCCUCCUCUCAGGCCCACACGACGAAGCCCACGCCUCCCCCGCAACGCCCCCCUCCGACGCCUCCACCACUCCGCGUCCCUCCUCCGAAGCCGAAGUCCGCGCCGACCUCGCCCUAUCCCCCAAAAACCAACAGCCUUGGUGGUCCCCUUUCUCCACCAGCACCCAACCAACCCAACUCUACUACCUCGUGGUCUACCUCGCGCCAGGCGACUACCACCGCUUCCACUCGCCCGUCCCCUGGGUCUGCACCACGCGGCGCCACUUCUCCGGCGAACUCUACAGCGUGUCGCCCUACCUCCAACGCACGCUCCCGGGCCUCUUCACCCUCAACGAGCGUGUCGUCCUGCUCGGCCGAUGGAAAUACGGUUUCUUCUCCUAUACGCCCGUCGGCGCCACCAACGUCGGGAGCAUCAAGAUCAACUUCGACCGCGAGCUGCGCACCAACAGUCUGGCUACGUAUGCCAAUGCGAGUCGCGUGCUAGGCGGGUAUGCGUUGAAGCGCGGGGAGGAGAUGGGCGGGUUUCAGCUGGGGAGUAGUAUUGUCUUGGUUUUUGAGGCGCCAAUGGGACAGGGGGUGGGAGAGGAAGGGGAGAGGGAGAGGGAGAGGCUAAGGCGCGGGUUGAGGUGGAGGUGGAAUGUGGAAAAGGGCCAGAGGGUCAAGGUUGGGCAGGCGCUCGGGUGGGUGGAGGAGGAUGAGACAGCAGAAUGA